AUGGGUGAUCCCUUCAAAAACACCAGUAAGGCUGAGGUUGUUCACACCGUUGAUAGUGACCUAGAAAACAACAAGGAUGAACAAAGGAAGAAGAGUACUUCUGCAGGUCCUGUCAAGAGCAAAGCUGUAACCAAGAGUAAAGGGGUUGGUCCAUCAAAAUCUUGGAGCAAGGUCAUUCCAAAGAAAAGAAAGGAGCGAGAAAUUGUUGAACCUGAAUCUGAUGUUGAAGUGAAUGUCCCUGACAUUCCAUCGAGGAAGAAGCCUACAACCAGCAAGCUUGCUGCUAGUAUUCCUGAAGUUCCCAUUGAUAAUGUGUCUUUCCACUAUGCCUCUAGUGCCAGCAGAUGGAAGUAUGUUCUCCAAAAGAGAUUGGAUGUUGAAAGGGAAUUGGCUUCAAAUGCUCUUGAAAACAAGAAGGUCUUAGAGAUGAUUCAAGAAGCUGGACUGCUAAAAACUGUUUGCAAUCUUCCCAAAUGUUAUGAGAAGCUGGUCAAAGAAUUUGUGGUGAACCUAUCUGAAGAUUGUGGCAACAGCAGGAGUGUAGACUACAAAAAGGUAUUUGUAAGAGGUAAGUGUGUAUCAUUCUCUCCAUCUGUGAUUAAUAAAUUCUUGGGAAGAACAGAUGAAGCUCAAACUGAGCUGGAAGUAACAGACAACCAAGUCUGUCAAGUGAUUACAGCCAAGCAGGUAAACAGCUGGCCCUUGAAAGAGAAGCUAACUGCAAGUAAGAUGAGCAUCAAGUAUGCAAUGCUUCACAAGUUAGGAGCAGCUAAUUGGGUUCCAACAAAUCACAAGUCCACUAUCUCAACUGUGCUUGGUAGAUUUCUGUAUGUUGUAGGAACAAAGGCAAAGUUUGAUUAUGGAGCAUAUAUGUUUGACCAAACCAUGAAUCAUGCCGGAAGCUUCCGUAUUAAGGGUCCAAUUGCUUUUCCAUCCCUCUUGUAUGGUAUAAUUCUGGAUCAGUAUUCAAACAUUCUCAAUGAACAUGAUAUAGUGUGCAAAAGAGAAAGUCCCUUAGCCUUCCAUUACAAACUGUUUAAGGGUAAGCAUGUUCCAGACAUUGUCAUGACAUAA
Messenger RNA from Vicia villosa (hairy vetch), 1074 nucleotides. RefSeq lists its product as uncharacterized. The transcript is spliced from 2 exons. NCBI's taxonomy places the organism in Eukaryota, Viridiplantae, Streptophyta, Magnoliopsida, Fabales, Fabaceae. The record is from RefSeq and is a predicted model, not a curated record. Bases 1 to 1074 code for a protein of 357 amino acids.